UCUGCCUCUGUCAACGGGCCCGGUGCCUCUGUCAACGGGCCCGGUGCCUCUGUCAACGGGCCCGGUGCCUCUGUCAACGGGCCCGGUGCCUCUGUCAACGGGCCCGGUGCCUCUGUCAACGGGCCCGGUGCCUCUGUCAACGGGCCCGGUGCCUCUGUCAACGGGCCCGGUGCCUCUGUCAACGGGCCCGGGGUG
Molecule: messenger RNA, 195 nt
Organism: Guillardia theta CCMP2712
Lineage: Eukaryota; Cryptophyceae; Pyrenomonadales; Geminigeraceae
Exons: 1
Source: RefSeq, a predicted model, not a curated record